AUGGUUUCGCAAUGUACUAUUUGCGAAAAGUUCAAACGAAACAUUCAAAAAGAACCGUUGGUUCAGGAUUCUAAUCCUGGGUACCUGUUUCAAAGAGUGGCAAUUGAUUUAUUUGAAAUGGCUGGACACGAUUAUAUAUCAAUUAUCGAUGCGUAUUCGGGUUUUAUCAUAUCAGAAAAACUAAGUAGGAAAACGUCUAGUCAUAUAAUUGAAGUCAUUGUAAGAAUAUUUGAUCGCGUAGGAUAUCCAUCGGAAAUCAGAUGUGAUAAUAGCCCCUUUGGCUCAGUGGCAUUCGAGAAAUUUGCCAAUGAGGCAAACAUUUUAUUUACUUUUUCUAGUCCACGGUACCCGCAAAGUAAUGGACUUGCGGAAAAGGGCGUAGCUAUUACGAAAAAUCUUUUGAGGCGAUGUUAUGAGGUACAUGAAACGGAUAGAUUUCAAUAUCGCAUACUCGAGUAUAACACCACCCAGGUCGCGACUAUGAAACUAUCGCCUGCUCAAUUAUUCUUUGGCCGCCAGAUUAAGACAAGAUUACCGGUAGCGAGUCAACUGUUAUAUCGAAGCAAUAUAAAUGAAGUCGAUAUUCAAGAAAAAAUUCAAAAGAAAAAGGAAAAACAGAAAUAUUAUUACGACCGAACCGCGAGAUCUUUGCCAAUGUUGAAUGUGGGUGACCUAGUAAUUUUUAAGAAAAAUGGCAAAGAAUGGCAAUACGGAAAGAUUACAGAUAAUAUUAAUGAUAGGUCAUAUAUUGUACUAGAUAACUUUGGUAAUUAUUUUCGAAGAAAUCGCAGAUUCAUAGCUAAGACAAAAAAUAAUGAAAUAAGUACUAGUGAACUGCUAUUUGAAGAUCAUAUAAGAAAUAAUGUUAAUUCUGAAUGUAAUAAUGACAAAGAAAUCAAUAUUAUACUGCCAAAUAAGAAAAACAAUACUGAUGUUAAUAUUAGUUUAAGCAAAAAUAAUGAUAAUACAAUUGUACCGCCUAAAAGUAACACGCCAAACGAAGCCGAACGAUCAACGGAACAACAAAGCUCAUCAGUAAUUCAUAAUGAAUCAAGUCAUCGUGACAGCUUCGUACCUGACUCAGGAACAGAGGUUGCCGAAAUGCCUGAUAAAAGUGCAAGGCCUUUUGUGACUCGAAGUGGUCGAGUAAGUGCACCCCCUGUUCGAUAUGGUAACUUUGCCAAAAAGAUUAUUUAG
This is a messenger RNA of Episyrphus balteatus (marmalade hoverfly), 1197 nucleotides long. RefSeq lists its product as uncharacterized. The transcript has a single exon. The record is from RefSeq and is a predicted model, not a curated record. Gene Ontology annotation, biological process: DNA integration. The coding region runs from base 1 to 1197 and encodes 398 amino acids. Gene Ontology annotation, molecular function: nucleic acid binding. Lineage: Eukaryota; Metazoa; Arthropoda; Insecta; Diptera; Syrphidae.